Thelazia callipaeda (thelaziosis nematode) is the source of this 4062-nucleotide messenger RNA. The record is from the annotation of a GenBank genome assembly. NCBI's taxonomy places the organism in Eukaryota, Metazoa, Nematoda, Chromadorea, Rhabditida, Thelaziidae.
AUGUCACCGUUGUUAAGAAUACAUUAUUAUGGAGUGCAACCACUUAUAAUGCUUAGUAAGAUGGAUUUAACUCUCGGAGGAAGCAAAAAAAAACAGCUUCAUGUACGAAAGAAGUACAGUAUCAUUACAUUGGAUUUGUUUAAACCGACGAAGAAGUCAUAUCCAGAAUUUGACUAUGCGAAAAUUUGCAAAGAAUAUUUGAAUGAAGAUGAGUCAAGUGGUGAAGAUGAACGUUUUCAUGAUCGUGAGGCUGAAGACUUAGUUAGACGGUUAGAACAAAAAUAUAGUAGAAAAAAAGACAAACAUGGUCGUAAAAUCCGUUUUGGCUGUGCAGAUGACUAUAUGGACAAAACAGUGGGUUACGACUUAACUGACCCAUUCAUUGACGACAGUGAAGCUUAUGACGAGCAUGUACCCUCAGUUCUCGACACAGCAAGAGGAGGUUUUUAUGUCAAUAGAGGAAAGUUAGAGUUUAAGUCAAAGUAUGCUGAGGAUGAUUCAGAUAGUGAGGUUGACGAAACAAUCGUCAAGAAGAAAGCAGUAGAAAAGAGACGCAGAAUUUCAAGUGAUGAAGAAGGAAGUGAGACUAAGCGUGUAUGUACUUCUCCUUCCUCAAAAUUGGUGAGUGAAAAUAAUGCAUCCACAGAUUUAUCAAAGGAAUCAGCCAUUCAAGAACCAGUACGUCUAUCCUCAUCAGGUGCUGCUCCUACGACAAAGCAAAGUGAUGUUUCUCGUAAUAAUCUCUUUGCUCAACAGUACAUCAAGAAACGUCGUCUUCUAGGACAUCCACCUAUGGCUAAAAUUAAUCAGUCACUUGCUGUGAAGGCUGCUCUUAAUGUCAAAAAGAAGCUAAAACCGCAAGCGAAAAAAGCAGUCUCUGGCAUGACCGAUGAUGACUUAGCCGGAUUCUUAAAAGAUAUGGUGGGUGGUGAGAUUGAGCCUAUUGAAGAAAUGGAAACUAUUAUUUCCGAUGAAAAAGAGCAUAGCACUCAGAAUUCAACCGAUGCAAACACCGAACUCGAAAUUGGUGUCGAUAAAUUCGCUACACCUUCAGUCGAGAAAGGAUCAUCACAAUCUGUAUCUACUGCAUCUGCUCCUUUAUCUACUGCUGCAGUUAAUAAACGUUCACCUGGACGACCUCCUGGUUCAAUACAGCUCAAACCAAUGCCACUAAUGUCAGAUAAGUUGCGGUUGAUGAUUGAUUCUUUCAAGCAAAAAACAAAAGCAUUUGGCGCACCUAACAAAAAAAUUCGACUUCCACCAAGUUUAGUAGACCUUUGCUUAAGAAUUGAAGAACAGUGUAUGUCAGAAUGCUUUAAUCAUCAACAAAGGACACGAGUGUUUGACCAGUUGGCUAACUGGGUUUGUGUUCAGCGGAAUUCACUUUAUAUUCGAAUGCGAGCUCAUCGAGAUCGUCAUGAACCAAAUGCUACCUCGGAUUCGGACAUUAAUGUGGAUGAACCUAUGAAUAAUGUAAAAGAAGUAAUUACGGCAAUCACUGACGAAGUAAUGUUGCCUGGUUCAAGUGAUUCACCUUCCUCUGCUGUAACUAAUUCCUCUUCAUCAGCGAUCUCUGAUACACUUUCAAAAUCUCCUGUAACGUUUUUGGCAUCAGAAAAGGAGUUACGUAUUGGUUUAAAAGAUAUAGCCAGUAAUGAUGUUACCAGAUCAGCAAAACAAUCGACAGAAACUGUAGGCGAUAAUACAGUAAAACCAAGUGCCUUACCAAACACAUCGAAUGCACACUUUAUAGCUAUAUCUACGGGAGCAAUAAUUAUUUUCUUACAGAGUGGUGGUACGACAAAAGUAGCAUCAUCAUCGAAGAUACCGCCAGCAGUAAAUGCUCCUAAUUCUCUGUCUAAUACCCAGUUAUUAUCCUUGUUUGCCACAAUAGUACAACAAGCUCGCAGUGAUCCCAUUCGGCAGCAUCAGCGAGUGGCUGACAGUUUGUCUGCUCAAAUAAAUGCUGCUUUUCAUAGCACUAAGCAACAUUCUGAAUUUUUAACUCAGUACCAGCUAACUCUCAAUAAUCUUGCAAAAAUUGCUUCCAUUCCAUCAGCCACUCUUGGAAAAAAUAUGGCAUCAGUACAGCCGGAUCCUACCAAGAGCAAUUCACAACUACUGAAGCCUCAGACUCAUCAAAAUGAACUAGAACGUGCCAGCAAACUCAUAUCCAACGCACUCAAAGGGCCAAAUCAAAUGCUGAACGAAAAAGCUGCUCGUACAUUAAAAGAAAUCAAUUCUGGUCUCGCACACAUUAUUUCAGAGAUCGAAAAAGCUCUUAUGCAAACGGAGAAGGAAUAUAUCAAAGAGAAAUUAAGAGCUGAGAAAGAAGGAAAAACUUCGCCGAGUAAACACUUUAUAUGGUCUGAUUCUUUGAGAACGGCUUUAAAAAGACAUAUAAAUUUGUUAUUUACAAAUCUUGAGCAGCAAGCUGACCCAAACAAUUCUGUCAACUAUUCAGUUGUGCAGUAUUUGUAUCACACUAUCCAGCCUCUUUUCAAAGAUUAUGUCAAAUUCAGAGAUUUAAUGUUGGAAAUAUUUUUGCUUUGUCCGGAACGACGGCAUUUGAUUCUUGUUCCUGAAAUGAAAACUUACAUUGAACUGAACGAUAUUUCUGUAAUGCAGUCGUUAGUUUCUAACUCAAGUUGUUCAUCGGUCGUAUGCAAUCCUAAAUUAACGCAGGAACAAAAAAUUAUGCUGGUUCGUGAAAAUAAAGAAAGAGAAAGAUUAAUGGCUGAACAGGCUGCUGCUGAGAAAGAACAGAAAGGGCAUGAGGAAAUUGAGCGAAAUUUGCAGGCGCAAAGAAUUCAUGAAGAAUCAGAAAAUAGAAAAAGAGAUGAAGAAGCUAUUAAAAAAUGGGAAGAAGAGGAAACUAUACAUCUCGAAACAAGUAAAGAAGAAGAUGAAAUUUUAGAAAAUCUUCAGCCAGAAAAAUAUCUUAUGUGGUCAAAAGAUUCAGAUCCACAAGAAAAUAAUAGAGUGGGGUUGGACGCUGAUACAGAAGUUGAAAUGAAUACUGAAGAAGAUAAAGGAUUAUCAGGUGGUAAUUUUCUGUCUAAGCAGAGUUCUCAGGAUAUUCCUGCUGCUUCAUGCAGUACUCAUACGGCAUCAUUUAGCCGUUUGCAAUCUUCACCGAUAUCACGAAUCACUCACUUGCAAGCUGAACGAGCCAACAAUUCUGUUUGUCCCGUAUCCUCUUCAUUCAGGCAGUCAUCGUUGGUAAAUGCAGAUUAUUCAGAACGAUUUAUGAAUCCAUCUGAAUCCACUGUCGUUGCGAAUUUUCCUCCGUACUCUGAAACUCAUCAUCGUUCAACGUUACGCCAGCAGCCUUCAUCUCUUGUUCAGGCAAUUGAAGACAAUUCAGCAGGUUCAAGUUCUCAAAUUACCAAUGACUAUCAGAUAUCAAGUCAACAACAGCAAUCGUCUUGGACUACACGGCAGUCCACAGUUUGUUCUACAUCUGCACCCACUAACCGUCAGGUGCCAGUGUUGUAUCCCUCUCAUUCUUCAAGAUCUGCACCCUGUAUUGCGAAUGCUGCACUGGUUGCCCAAGAACAGUGCACUUAUCCAUCUUAUCAGAUUCAGCAUAGCCAAAUAUCGUACAGUAAUAUGCAACAGUCUCAGCGCACACCAGCAAUAUGUCAUUCUUCUCAAAUCUCUCGACAUUUUAAUCAAGAACCUGAACAGUUACACCAUCCACAACAUCCAUGCAGAUAUCGUGCACCUGUUUAUAACAGUACUUCUGUACAGAAGACAACUCCUCCGCCACCAUGCGGCAUUCCACAACACACUCCUCAAAAUUUUGGUAAUGUGGUGUCACCUUCAGAGCAAGUUAUCUAUGCACAACAAAUAUCUUCUGGAGAGUAUUCUUCUCCCUCUUUUCCAUCUGUAUUACAACAACCAAUAAGCCAACAACAGCGCCGUCAACUGUAUAAUCAUCGCCAACAGCAAUUCUUGUCUCAACAAGAACGACAGGAGCAGCUCUAUAAUGUUGGGCAGCAACGACACAAUAGUAUUAGUGCCCAUCAUCAGCAGAUGUAUAAUCGAUUCGAUUUCUGA